Molecule: messenger RNA, 3043 nt
Organism: Epinephelus lanceolatus (giant grouper)
Lineage: Eukaryota; Metazoa; Chordata; Actinopteri; Perciformes; Serranidae
Gene: ddah2
Product: DDAH family member 2, ADMA-independent
Source: RefSeq, a predicted model, not a curated record
GUUGACAGGACUUGUUGGCCGGCAGAGAGAGACAACGGGAGAAUAACGGGAACUGGAUCGGUUUGGAAAUUAAAGCAAACAGAGGGAAACGUGGCCGAGAGUGGGAGCUGCGACACAAACUAAAGAGGCUGGGAUCGUCUUCUUCCACUUCCUGGCAUCUGCAGAUGGAGGAGUAGCUGUUGGGAGAGAGGGAUGAAGAUGCUCUCCACGUUCCUCCUGGACCUGCUGAUCCAACCUGAGAGAGUUUAACAGUGCUUUUUCAAAACAAGACUGUAAAAAAAAAGUUGCCUACACACAUCUUUUUAUCACACUUGCUACCACUUUUUAUAGACAGACGGUUAUUAUCAGUUUAUUGAAAUCAUGGCAAACAUGUGCCCAUAUGGCCGCUUCACCCACGCCGUGGUGCGGGGCAUCCCAGAGACCUUUGGAAAAGCAGCAGGAGACAGUCGUGAGAACGGGGAGACCUCGGUGGACCUGGCCAAAGCUCAGCGUCAGUUUGGUUGCCUGACAGGAGCCCUGAGGCAGAAGGUGGGCCUGCAGCUGAUCGAGAUCCCCCCUGACCCUGAGCUGCCAGAGAGCUGGAGGAUAGAGGAUGUGGCAGUCAUCCAGGGAGACACGGCGCUCAUCACCAGGCCCUUCAAACAGCAGAGACGCAGCGAGGUGGAGGCAGUCAGGAGGGUGGUGUCAGAGCUGAACCUGACUGUGGUGGAGAUGGGGGGCGAGGAGGGGGACUCCGGAGGGGCCACGCUGGAGGGCAGCGACGUACUCUUCACGGGGAGGGAGUUCUUUGUCGGCAUCUCGUCCCACACCACCCACAGAGGGGCAGAAGUGCUGGCAGACACUUUCAGGGACUUUGCUGUGUCCACCGUCCCCGUCUGUGGCGGAGCCCGACUGAGAAACAUCUGCUCCAUGGGAGGUCCAGAUACCAUCAUCAUCAGCAACAGUGACGGGGCCAAAAAGACACUGCGGAUGAUGGAGCAGCUGACUGAUCACCACUAUGAAGUUCUCACUGUUCCAGAGGAAUCCGCAGCAAACUGCAUCUACAUCAAAGGGCCGUCCAAACUCAACUUCCUGCUCCACCGGCCUGCAGAGGAAUGUCCUGACAGUGUCUCUGCUUUCCAGAAGCUCCAGGACUACACCCUCCUGCCGACAGCCUGCAGUGAGGCCGCCAAACUGGGAGCAUCUCUGUCCUCGCUCUGCCUCCUCAUCAACAGAAAGCACACGUAUUUCUGAAAACACACCGCAGGGGUUUACCUGCACGUGCUCAUGGCGGGGUGAACAGUGACCACAUCGCAGAUACACUUUCCACAAAUUAAGAUUUUUUUUGUGUAUUUAUUCCUAAGGAAAAUCACUGACUCACAGCAUCUGUAUGAGAAAAUGAUCCAACUGGUAACAUCUGUUAACUGACUUAAUGUAGCUGAUUGUUGGCACCGCUGCCCCCCCUGCUGAACGAACAGUGUAGCACACUGAUAUCCACACACAACUCAAACAACUUGGGGAAGUGUGAUGCAUUCACCUGAGAAAAUAACUGCUCUGUUUUAAAAAUGACAGCAGAAUUUCUUUCCAUUAAAAGUUUUUUUAAAAAUAUUUUUCUUUUAUUUUUAAAUUCAGAAAGUAGCAAAAAAGGUUUCUCAAGUGAAUGCAUCAGACUUCAGAAAUAACCGUCCAUGAAACCACUAAAUUCAAACUGUAGUUUCUCACUGUUAAACUUAUGACGACUUUUCCAGUUUCUGCAGAUAGCCACUGAGCUGACAGAUCACUUUGACUGAAACUGGUAGAAAUGUGAAAAAGAGACAAUGUUGGUACCAAAGUCAAGAUUUUUAAGCUGUUUUAAUACCACAGAAUGCAAUUUGAAAGAAUACUUCACCCACAGAAUGAUCAUUGUGUUAUCGAUUACUCGCUUGUGUUGCACUGAAUUUGUAAAGAACACUUUUUCUCAUGUCUCUAUGGUGAACGGAGAAUCCAGAAAAGGUGAAUACAUCAAAACAUCUGUUAACUCUUACACAACUCGUGCAGUAUAAUCCAAGUCUAUCCAGUUGUGUGCUCAGUACUUCCCAAACACAUUCAUUUUCAAUAGAACGCUUUAAUUGGAGAAGUCUCAUGCAUGGGUUUGAAGGCUGUUUCAAGUGAGCUCAUACAUGUGUGCACUCGUAGGAUGUUGGUAGCUAGUAGGGUGUGCUAGUUGUAAUCAAAAGUGUUUUAAAUGUUUGGGAAGUACUGAGUAUAUCUAUGACUGGAUAACUAAGACUUGGAUUAUACUUACUGAGUUGUGUGUCUGUUAACUGAUGUUUUGAUACAGUUUUACUGUUGUUAAAUGUGGCCCCAGAUAACUUAAAAUUCUUGAAUUAUUUUCCCCUUUUUGGAUUCUUCAUUCAGUGUAAAUUUCUUCACUGAUUCAAGGUAACACUUGGCAAGUAAUUAAUAUACAAAUGCUAAUUUUGCAGGUGAAGUGUUUUAUAAUGUUUCAAGUGUAAAGAAAAACCAGUAUUGAUAUGGCCAAUAAUUUUAAAUUUUUACUACUUCCUGGCAGUCUUAUAUGUAAUUUAUGUCACCUGGACAUGUAGCAUAUUGAAUUGACUGAUUCAUGUAAAGGUGGAGUCAGCAGUUUUAAUAGAAUACACUGUCAAAUUUAGCCAGUAACUCCUCACACUCUGCUGUCUGUGCUUAACAAAUUUCUGGUGUUCCCCUCUUGCAAACUCCGCCUUUUGUAACUAACAUUACUGCUUACAGCAAGCUGCAGAAAAAAACUUUUGGAUACCACUUAAGGAAAGUGAAUUCAGUGUUUUUGAAGACUUGCAGAUAUCCUGUGGUACUCAAAUUCAUGUUUGCAGAUUGAUGACAAUGUACAUCUCUUCUGUCCACAAUACAACAGGUUGGUAUCUGUUUCACUACUCUUUAAGUCACUAUACUGACAAGUUUUAAUUCCAGGACAUGUAGCUGCUAAGAAUAGAAAUGCAGAGUUUUUAAAAUAACUUUUAGCUUUCUUAUGUGUGAAUUUGUAGCAAGUGUAGUGAUGCCAAUAAAAUUCAAGUGACAACUUAAA